GCAUGCAACUCCUGCUUCUUCUGUUUCACUUUCGGAUUAUUUGUGCCUAAAACGGUGUGCCGAAAAGAGAACACGGUGAGAGAACCUCCUGCAUUCUUCAUCACCAUGUGUGUGGCUCCUCUCCUGCUGCUGCUCUCACUUCCCUUUCCCCCCUCAUCCGGUGCCCAGUUACCAGAUCAAAACCAAGCCAAGCGCGUCCCAGUGGCAACCAACGGACAGCCCUUCCCCUGGGACCGCAUGAGACUCCCUAAAACGGUCUCCCCCCUCCACUAUGACCUCUCUGUCCACCCGAACCUCACCACCCUUGACUUUACAGGCAUUGUUCGAAUCCAGCUGAAUGUGCUCGAAGACACCAGUACAAUCGUGCUCCAUGCCAAGAAGAUGCAGAUAUCCAACGUGCUGCUCCUUGCACCUGAAGGCGUGAGGCCUUUGCAGGUGUUGGAGUAUCCUCCUUUCCACCAGCUCGCCUUGCUGUCAGACUCUGUUCUGACCAAAGGGAGGAGGUAUGAAGUUCAGCUACAGUUUGCCGCAAACUUGUCCGACAGCUUCCAUGGUUUCUACAAGGGCAGCUACCGCACCAGCAGCGGGGAGGAUCGGGUUCUGGCGUCCACACAGUUUGAAGCCACCUUUGCUCGCGGAGCUUUCCCCUGUUUCGACGAGCCCGCCUUCAAAGCCAACUUCACCAUAAGGAUUAUACGAGAGCCACGCCACAUAGCUAUAUCCAACAUGCCCAAGGUGAAGACAGUGGAGUUGCCUGGUGGUUUGCUCGAGGAUCACUUUGACACAUCAGUUCAAAUGAGCACUUACCUGGUGGCCUACAUUGUGUCUGACUUCCUGUCUGUGAGCAGAACCACCCAGCACGGUGUCAAGAUUUCAGUCUACGCUGUAGCUGAGAAGAUUGACCAAACAGCCUUUGCUCUGGAUGCUGCCGUGAAGCUAUUGGACUUUUAUGAUGACUAUUUUGAUAUUCCUUACCCUCUUCCUAAACAGGACCUGGCAGCCAUCCCUGACUUUCAGUCGGGUGCAAUGGAGAACUGGGGUCUGACCACCUACAGAGAGACGGGCCUCCUCUUUGACCCCGACAGGUCCUCAGUUUCAGACAAACUGGGGAUCACCAAAGUUAUCGCUCAUGAGCUCGCACACCAGUGGUUUGGGAACCUGGUGACGAUGGAGUGGUGGAAUGACCUGUGGCUCAACGAGGGUUUUGCAAAGUUCAUGGAGUUUAUUUCUCUUGACAUCACCUACCCAGAGCUGCAAGUGGAUGACUUCUUCUUGGGGAAAUGUUUUGAGGCCAUGGAGGUAGACUCCCUCAGCUCCUCCCACCCAGUCUCUACCCACGUGGAAAACCCCACACAGAUCCAGGAGAUGUUUGACGAUGUGUCAUAUGACAAGGGAGCCUGUAUUCUGAAUAUGCUGCGGGACUUCCUGACUCCUGAUGCUUUUGAGAUUGGCAUCAUCAGAUACCUGAAGCGCUACAGCUACCAAAACACCGUGAACAGCCACCUGUGGGAGAGCCUGACUAAUAUCUGCAACUCUGAUGAUCUGGAUGAAGGAGGAAAGAAACUCAAGGAAUUCUGCUCCAAACGUAACCAUUUGUCCGGAGCCUCUCAGAAAUGGUUCUCUGGUGACGAGCUGGAUGUCAGAGCCAUCAUGGACACCUGGACACUGCAGGAAGGUUUCCCACUGGUCACCGUGGAGGUCAGAGGUCGGGAGGUCAGGCUCAGUCAGGAGCGUUACCUGAAGACAGAUGACCCCUCCCUCACUGAAGGAUUCCUCUGGCAGAUCCCACUGACCUACAUGACCAGCGCCUCCAGCACUAUCCACCGCUUCCUGCUUAAGACAAAGACUGACUUCCUGUACCUGCCCGAGGAGGUGGAUUGGGUGAAGUUCAAUGUGGACAUGAGUGGAUACUACAUGGUCCAUUACACAGGCCAGGGAUGGAACUCCAUCAUCAAAGUGCUGCAACACAACCACACAGCACUGAGCAGCAAUGACCGCGCAAGCCUCAUCCACAAUGUCUUCCAGCUGGUCAGUAUCGGGAAGGUGAGGCUGGACACGGCUCUGGAGCUGUCUCUGUAUCUGUCCAGAGAGACUGAGAUCAUGGCUGUGACUCAGGGCUUUGGAGAACUCGUUCCUCUCUACAAGCUGAUGGAGAAGAGAGACAUGGCUGCUCUGGAGAACCAGAUGAAGGGCUACAUUGUGGAUUUGUUCCGCGGGCUGAUGGAUCGUCAGGAGUGGACUGACUCUGGAUCGGUGUCAGAGCGCAUGCUGAGGAGUUACCUGCUGUUGUUUGGCUGUGUCAGGAACUACGCCCCCUGUGUUAAGAAAGCCACCAAGCUCUUUAACCAGUGGAAGGACUCGGAUGGCAAAAUGAGCCUCCCUGUUGACGUCACUAUGGCAGUGUUCAUGAUUGGAGUUCGAACACCAGAGGGGUGGGACUUCCUCUUUGAGAAGUACCGCAGUUCUCUGCAAAUGUCUGUAAGGAGCCGUAUGAAGUCUGCCAUGGCGUACAGUCCGCUGAAGGACAAGCUCCAGUGGAUGAUGGAGCAGAGCCUCCAAGGUGAGGUGAUGAAAACUCAGGACCUCCCAGAUGUGAUCAUCACUGUCAGCAAGAACCCUUAUGGCUACCAACUGGGCUGGGAAUUCCUGAAAGCCAACUGGCACACAAUGAUCAAGAAAUUUGACCUGGGCUCCAGCACCAUAUCACACCUUGUGACUGGGGUGACAAACCAGUACUCCACCAGGGAGAAGUUAGAUGAGGUGAGAAGCUUCUUUGGCUCCCUGACUGAGGAGACGGGCUCAGAGAUGAGAUGUAUCCGGCAGACCUACGAGACCAUCGAGGAUAACAUCCGCUGGAUGGACACCAACGUCCCUCUACUUCAGGCCUGGCUGGACAAACGUGGCCACAGAGUCGUGCAUGAAGAUUUAUAGCCGUAUGUGGAACAGUCUCAAUUGAAGUCUAAAUUAAAGUCUAAAUUGGACAGUUGUGUUGCUAAAGGCACAAACCAGAAGAUAUUUGGAAGCUUGUUGGCAGAAUUGGGGCGUCUCUUGAACUCAGACUUGAAGCCCGAAAACUGAUGACUUUGAGUAUGAGGACAAAAAAUACUUUAUCUUCGAUUUUAGCACCAGCAACUCUGGAUUUCCCCAUAAAGAUAAUAGGAAACCAAAAAAAGAAAUCAUUUUUUAUCCCGUGCCACCUGGUAAAUGGUAAAUUGAUUUUUUUCUAGUCUUCUGACUACUCAAAGCUCUUUUACACCGCAGGUCACACGUACUCAAUCAAACCCAUUCACACACCUCAUUGCAUGUAAUAAAUCACCUGGACAAACCUGACUGACGAGUCACUAAAUACUUACUUAUGGCUUUGAAAGCAUUUUUUACCGGCAGAGAUUUUUUCACAGGUUCAAGGGAUCUAAGUAAUUACAGAUUUCCUUAAAGAGUAUCCUAAUGGCAAAGAGCUGUUACUCGCUUUUAUGUUUAAAAAAAAAAAAGUUUCAAAUAAAGGUUGUUCUUGGGAUUUUAGUUUUCUUAUGAAGGCACUAUGUGGUAGUCAUGACCCCUAAGGAUCAAGGGUGUCUCUGUGUUUGUUUAGUUUGUUGACAUGUGAUUUUAAAAAACAUUUUUGCCUAAGGAUGUACAAAUUUGAAUGAAAAGUUCCUUUUGUGAAUGUCUGUUUUUGUUGAUGUAAUUUUCAUUUGUGCAGCAGAAAGCGUCGUGAACAUUGUUCAAAUCUGUACUUAGUGUCUAAUGUUGCUCAAAGAAUUUUACAACCAAUGUUUCAUCUUCAAGAAAUAUUUUGGCACCAGACCACUCCAUCUGACAAAUGUGAAAAUCUAAACAACAUAAAAAAAAAAAAGUGUUCCUCUCUUUAGAAAGAAAACCAAAAAGCAGGCCUUCUGCUAUUCUUUGGUAAAAAGGCUGUUAGAGCUUGUACUACCUAAAAGACGGUACAUCGCAAUGAUUCUUGUUUUGCACUGUUUGCUUUAGUUUGCAACACUGGUUAUAUAAGAAUGAAUUCUGAGACUACUGCUCCUUGGUAGCAUUUCUUGAUUUUCUUAAAGAUGACAAAAGCAAGUGCACUAUGAAUAACAUGUUAGUUUCAUUUCUCUGCUGCUGUAAAACCCCUCCUCUGUUUUGUAGAGCUUGGCGUUUUACAGCCAGCAUUAUUUUCAUGAAUUAAAAACUAUACCAAUUCAGUCAUUUUUAA
Labrus mixtus (cuckoo wrasse) is the source of this 4204-nucleotide messenger RNA. It is a transcript of the gene erap1b, whose product is annotated as endoplasmic reticulum aminopeptidase 1b. The record is from RefSeq and is a predicted model, not a curated record. Lineage: Eukaryota; Metazoa; Chordata; Actinopteri; Labriformes; Labridae. Gene Ontology annotation, cellular component: cytoplasm. Bases 106 to 2931 code for a protein of 941 amino acids. Gene Ontology annotation, molecular function: zinc ion binding; metalloaminopeptidase activity; peptide binding. The transcript is spliced from 19 exons. Gene Ontology annotation, biological process: peptide catabolic process; proteolysis.